Messenger RNA from Entrophospora candida, 2442 nucleotides. Lineage: Eukaryota; Fungi; Glomeromycota; Glomeromycetes; Entrophosporales; Entrophosporaceae. The record is from the annotation of a GenBank genome assembly.
AUGAGACGUACAACUACAGCAUCGUCAUCAUCAACAACAAAACCAACUACUAACACGCGUACCACUUCUACACAAAAGACCUCAACAUCAUCAAGCACAACUAAUAUUGCCACAACAACCAAAAAUUCACGCUCUACAAGUUCACCGUCAAAAACAACAACGACUACCAAAUCGUCUACACUUUUAUCGCCAACAACCAAAAAUUCACGUCCGUCAAGAUCGCCCUCACCCUCAUCAAGAACUUCUACUACUACCACCGCUAGUACUUCAAGAGCGAAAGCUUCUGUACCUUCUUCUUCCGCCUCUUCUAUUAAAGAACAUAUCGCACAAGCUAGAUUACGUAAAGCAAAUGUUAAAGCUGAACAAGCUGUUGAACAUGAGCUUGGUCCUAAAAGUCUAGGCGUUGUAGUAAAACAAGCAAAAUCUUCUGGACGAUUAAAUAUUUCUCAUUGUUCACUGAAAGAAAUUCCAGAAGAAGUAUGGAAAAUGUAUGAAGUGGAUCCUAAAUCUAUUACAUUAGACUUUAGUAGCAGUGGUUCAGAUGUUUGGUAUGAAACUGUUAAUCUUUUAAAGUUAAUUGUUGCUGACAAUCAAUUAGAAAAGAUUGAUAAAAGAAUAAUAGAAUUUGAUGCAUUGGUAUUUCUUGAUGUAAAGAUCGAAGCAAGUGAAAAUCAAUUGGAAAUUAUAUUCUUGGGGUUAAAUGAAAAUCAAACUAUAACACUACCAUCUUUAAUAAGAUUAGAUGCGAGACAAAAUAAAUUAAAGUCUAUAGUACAUGAAUCAAAAGAUUCCACAAUAUUUAAUCCAUCAAUAAAAUUGCCAAAACUUAAGGAAUUACUUUUAUCAUUUAAUCAAAUGGACUCUCUUGGACUAUUACUUCAUAGUACAAUUGAACUCGAAAUAUUAGAUAUUGCUAAUAAUAAAUUUAAUGAUAUUCCCGAAGGAUUACUAUCAUUAAAAAAUUUAAAAAGAUUAGAUAUACGAAACAAUCAACUUAGAAUUUUGGCACCAGAAUUAGGAACCUUAAUUUCAUUAGACGUUUUAUUAUGGGAUGGUAAUCCUCUCAGAAAUAUCCCAAAAGGUCAAAAAUCCACAGCAGCUUUAUUAAAAUCAUUAAGAGCCAAACUUUCUACAUUUGAUCUUCAAACAAUGGAAGGACCAACAAUUCCUGAGAAUAGAUCAAACACAUCCAAGAGUUCAUCCUCAAGUAUUUUAGGAACAAUACCUCAACAACAAAUUAGUUCAAAAAGUUUAGAUUUAGCCAAAAAGAAUCUAAAUGAAUUACCAGAAUCAGACCUUGAGGAUUUAGGUUUUGAACCUUCAACAGUAAUCUUAAGUUUCAACUCAUUUACAAGUAUUCCUAUUGGAUUUUUUAAAUUAUUUAAAAUGAACCUAAAACACCUUCAUCUUGAUAAUAAUAAAUUCACAACAUUCCCUAUAUUUGAAGAUAAAACUUUGGAGUUACCUAAUCUUGAAACAUUAGACUUGUCAGCAAAUCAAUUGACAUCAUUACCAGAUGACAGUCAACACACAGCAUUUCCCAAUUUAAAAAUAUUUAAUGUGAAUAAAAAUCGUAUAACUGAAUUACCAAAGAAAUUGCCAUUUCCCCAAUUGACAACAUUCUUGGCCACAUCAAAUCAACUUGGAUCUAUCUCACCUUCAACAUUUGAAAAUAUGGAGGUAGUGGAUAUUUCUAAUAAUAAUAUAGGAUUUUUGCCACCUGAAUUGGGAAAUCUGAUUACUAUUAAAACACUUAUAGUUGAAGGUAAUUCAUUUAGAGUUCCAAGAUAUACAAUUGUACAACAAGGAACGUCUGCUUGGUUUAUAUUACCUAUUGAUGCUCAAACAAAAGAUACAAGUACUGGUAUUAUGAUAGUGCCACCGAAAUGGACUUGGUAUAUUUGUAGUUCACUAGAAACGAAUUAUAUAAGUUAUAAUGUAAUAUGGAUAUCUACUUCCUCUGGAGCAACUCCAGGAUUUGGAUUUCCACCACAAGAAGGAAACCAUCCAAAACAAUACAAGACAAAAGGACUUUUAACCUUUGCAGCAAACUUUACGGGAAUACAACAAUUAUUAGAUCCAACAAGAACCCCAGCAGGAUACAUUCAGGAAUUGUCAUGUUUUGACGGUGAUCCAGUAUCGGGAUGUGCAAAAGAAGCAAACCCACCGUUUCCUUUUAACGCUAUACUUUGUCUAGCUGUAAUCAAUCCAAAUGAUGAUGAGUUAAAAUUUGCUGGAACAUUCUCCUUUAAACUUGGUACACCACCACCAGUAAUGCCAAAAUAUGAUCCACCUAUUUAUACCACCAUCGAUGAAACUACACCAACUUCUUCUUCAGCUCCCCCAACCGCCACCACAAAGGCAAUACAAACCAAUGACUCUCCCUUUAGUAACAACAGUGGCGAUGGUGAACUUUUAGGCGGUGCCAAUUUCUACGCAUAG